Messenger RNA from Pipistrellus kuhlii (Kuhl's pipistrelle), 6701 nucleotides. RefSeq names its product utrophin (gene UTRN). Gene Ontology annotation, cellular component: plasma membrane. The record is from RefSeq and is a predicted model, not a curated record. NCBI's taxonomy places the organism in Eukaryota, Metazoa, Chordata, Mammalia, Chiroptera, Vespertilionidae. Gene Ontology annotation, biological process: synaptic signaling. Gene Ontology annotation, molecular function: protein binding.
GGGCGAGGGGAAGCCCGGGGCUCCCGAAGCCGAUCGGGGGGAUCACCGGGAGCCGCGGCGCCCCCCUGCUUUGGGGUCGUUUCUGCAGGCGGAAAACUCUCCGGUGUUUGGCAAACUUGGUGCCUCCGCGCCGGUUCCAGUUGCACCCAGAACUCACGCUUGCACACAUCCUCCCAAACUCCCCCUGCACCCCCGCGAUUACUACGACUCGAAACGAGCCCUGGGCCGCCGGGAGCGGCGGCGGCUGGCAGGCGCGGCGGGCGCGGGUCACGGAGCAGGUAUUGAUGCCUUAAAAAAAAAAAAAAAAAAAAAAAAGGAGGAUUUAGUAAAGUGUUUGGAUUUUACUGAAACUCAGCGAAGAUGGCCAAGUAUGGAGAACACGAGGCCAGGCCUGAUGAUGGGCAGAAUGAGUUCAGUGACAUCAUUAAGUCCCGAUCUGAUGAACACAAUGACGUGCAGAAGAAAACCUUUACCAAAUGGAUAAACGCUCGCUUUUCAAAGAGUGGGAAGCCGCCCAUCAGCGAUAUGUUCACAGACCUCAAAGAUGGAAGGAAGCUGCUGGAUCUUCUGGAAGGCCUCACGGGAGCAUCGCUGCCGAAGGAACGUGGCUCCACAAGGGUGCAUGCUUUAAAUAAAGUCAGCAGAGUUCUGCAUGUUUUGCAUCAGAACAAUGUGGAUUUGGUGAAUAUCGCAGGAACUGACAUUGUAGAUGGAAACCGCAAGCUGACACUGGGUUUGCUGUGGAGCAUCAUUUUGCACUGGCAGGUGAAAGAUGUCAUGAAGGGCAUCAUGUUAGCCUUGCAGCAGACAAACAAGGAAAAGAUCCUGCUGAGCUGGGUGCGCCUGUCCACCAGGCCAUACAGCCAAGUCAAUGUCCUCAACCUCACUACCAUCUGGGCAGACGGGCUCGCCUUUAACGCCCUGCUCCACCGACAUAAACCUGAUCUCUUCAGCUGAGAUAGAGUUUUCAAGAUGUCCCCUACUGAGAGACUUGAACAUGCAUUCAGCCAGGCUCAAAUGUACUUUGGAAUUGAAAAGCUGUUAGAUCCUGAAGAUGUUGCUGUUCAGCUUCCUGACAAGAAAUCCAUAAUUAUGUAUUUAACAUCUUUGUUUGAGGUGCUACCUCAGCAAGUCACCAUAGAUGCCAUCCGUGAAGUAGAGACUCUCCCAAGGAAAUACAGGAAAGAAUGUGAAGAAGGAGAUAUUAAUAUUCAGAAUAUCAAAGUUCAUCUGGACAAGCUCGGAGAGCAGAUCGCAGUCAUUCACGAGAAACAACCAGAUGUUAUCCUCGAAGCCUCUGGACCUGAAGCUAUUCAGAUCCGGGAUACACUCACUCAACUGGAUACGAAAUGGGAUGGAAUUAACAGGAUGUACAAUGAUCGUAAAGGUUACGUUGACAGGUCUAUGGAAGAAUGGAUAAAGUUCCACUGUGACCUCAAUGAAUUCAGCUUAUGGGCAACGGAAGCUGAGGAGUUACUGGCUGAUGCCUUGGCUCCAGAUGGUGGCUUGGACCUAGAGAAAGCCAGGGUCCACCAAAAGGAACUUGAAGAAAGCAUUAGCAGUCACCAGCCCGGCUUUGCAGCCCUGAACAGAUCCUGGGAUGGGGUUGUCCAGAGACUCGGCCCCAUGGAUGGGAGCGCCUUAAAAGACAAGCUGGACAGCCUAAAUCAACGUUGGGCUGCGAUCAUCGCAGAGGUGAAGGAUCGGCGGCCAAGAAUAUAUGGAGAAAACAAGCAAGUGAUGGAAUAUAGAAGGAGACUAGAUGAGAUUACCUGUUGGUUAACAAAGGCCGAGAAUGCUGUGCAAAAGAGAUCCACCACCGAGCUGGAAGAAAAUUUCAAAGAAUUAACGGACUUAAACCAGGAGAUGGACGUACAAGCUGAGAAACUCAAAUGGCUGAAUAGAACUGAAUUGGAAAUGCUCUCAGAUAAAAGUCUGAGUUUACAUGAAAGAGAAAAAAUGUCAGAAAGCUUAAGAACUGUGAAUUCCACUUGGAAUAAGGUAUGCAGAGAUGUGCCCACUGCACUGAAGGAACGCGGCCAGGAGCCCUGCUCAGUUUCUCAGACAAGAACUGCUGCUCAUCCUGCUCCCAUAAAGGUGGUGCUAGUGUCCUCUGCAUCAGAGCCUCCUGCUCAGGCUCCUCAUACUUCGGAAAUUUCAGUACCUGAUGAUCUGGAUAAAACGACAACAGAACUAGCUGACUGGCUGAUAUUGAUCGACCAGAUGCUGAAGUCCAACAUUGUCACUGUUGGGGAUGUGGGAGAGAUUAAUAAGACGAUUUCCAGAAUGAAAAUCACAAAGGCGGACAUGGAACAGCGCCAUCUUCACCUUGACCAUGCUUUAACACUGGCUCAGAAUUUGAAAAAUAAAGCUUCCAGUUCAGAUGUGAGAACAGCAAACACAGAAAAAUUGGAGGAGGUGAGGAACCAUUGGAACAGCACUCAGCAGAGCUUGGAGUUGCGGCUGAAGCAGCUGGAGGACAUGGUGAUUGACAGCCUACAGUGGGAUGAUCACAAGAAAGAGACUGAAGAACUUAUGAGAAAAUAUGAGGCUCGACUCUAUAGUCUUCAACAAGCCCGAAGAGAUCCACUUAACAAACAAAUUGCUGAAAAUCAACUACUGUUUCAAGAACUGGGUCCUGGAGACAGGAUCGUGAUGGUGUUCGAUAACAUCCUUCAGAAGCUGCUGAGGGAAUACGGGAGUGAUGACACAAGGAACGUGAAGAAAGCAACGGAAUAUCUAAAAACAUGCUGGAUCGACCUCAAACAAAGCAUUGCUGACAGACAGGAUUCCAUGGAGGCUGAACUGAGGGCAGUGCAGGCCUCUCGCAUGGACCUGGAGAAUUUCCUAAAGUGGCUACAAGAAGCAGAAACCACAGUGAAUGUACUUGAUGAUGCUUCUCAGCGGGAGCAUGCUCUUGAGGACACUGUCUUGGCCGAGGAGCUCACGCAGCAAAUGCAGGACAUUCAGGCGGAAAUUGAUGCCCACAAUGACAUAUUUAAAAGUAUUGAUGGAAACAGGCAGAAGAUGGUAAAGGCACUAGGAAAUUCCGAAGAAGCUACGAUGCUUCAGCAUCGACUUGAUGAUAUGAACCAAAGAUGGAAUGACUUGAAAGCAAAAUCUGCUAGUAUCAGGGCCCAUUUGGAGGCCAGUGCUGAGAAAUGGACCAGGUUGCUGAUGUCUCUAGAGGAACUGAUCAAAUGGCUGAAUAUGAAAGUUGAAGAGCUUAAACAACAAAUGCCUAUCGGAGGGGAUGUUCCAGCCUUACAGCUCCAAUAUGAUCAUUGUAAAGCACUGAGACGUGAGUUAAAGGAGAAGGAAUAUUCUGUCCUAAUAGCAAUAGACAAAGCCCGAGUUUUCCUGGCUGAUCAGCCAAUUGAGGCCCCCGUGGAACCAAGAAGAAAUCUACAAUCAAAAACAGAAUUGACUCCUGAGGAGACAGCCCAAAAGAUUGCAAAAAUGCGCAAACAGUCUUCGGAACUUAAAGAAAAGUGGGAGCGUCUAAAUGCUCUAACUAUUAACUGGCAAAAGCAAGUGGACAAGGCGUUGGAGAAACUCCGAGACCUGCAGGGAGCCAUGGAUGACCUGGAUACGGACAUGAAGAAGGCAGAGGCUGUGAGGAAUGCCUGGAAGCCCGUGGGCGACUUACUCAAUGACUCGCCACAGGAUCACAUUGAUAAAACCAUGGCAUUUAGAGAAGAAAUUGCACCAAUCAACCUAAAAGUUAAAACAGUGAAUGAUUUAUGGAGUCAGCUGUCUCUGAAGAUGUCUCCCCAGCUAGAUGACCUUAAUGUGCGAUGGGAACUUUUGCAGGUUUCUGUGGACGAUCGCCUUAAGCAGCUUCAAGAAGCCCAUAGAGAUUUUGGACCAUCAUCUCAGCAUUUUCUCUCCACUUCAGUCCAGCUGCCGUGGCAAAGAUCAAUUUCCAAUAAUAAAGUGCCCUAUUACAUCAAUCCUGUCACACUCAUCAGUAUAUGGCCAGAGAAUUAUGACCCUUCAUGGUCUCCUCAGCUAUUUCAUGAUAAUAAGGAUUCCAGGAUAGAGGAGCAUGCCACACGACCGGCCCAAAGGAGCAAUGGGUCUUUACCUACUGAUAGCAGCUCUACCACAGGAAGUGGGGAGGACGAGCAUACCCUGAUUCAGCAGUACUGCCAGACCCUUGGAGGCGAGUCCCCAGUGAGCCAGCCCCAGAAUCAAGCUCAGAUUCUCAAGGCAGUGGAAAGGGAAGAACGAGCAGAACUGGAGCGGGCCAUCACUGAGCUGGAGGAAGAACAAAGAAACUUGCAGAUGGAAUACGAGCAGCUAAAGGGGCAGUACCAGAGAAAGGAACUCCCAGUGAGCUCACCCCGGACUCACACAUCUGAGUCAGAACUGAUAACAGAAGUGAAGCUGCUCAGGCAGCAGCACAAGGGUCGGCUGGAGGCUCGGAUGCAAAUUUUAGAAGAUCACAAUACGCAAUUAGAGUCUCAGCUGCAUCGACUUCGACAGCUGCUGGAGCAGCCUGAAACUGAUUCCCGAAUCAAUGGCGUCUCUCCCCGGGCUUCACCUCAGCGAUCUGCACUGAGCCACUUGCUCAGUCCUGACACAGGCCCACAAUUCCACCAAGCAGUCCCAGCCGAGGAGGACCUGCUGGCCCCCCCUGAUGACACUAGCACCGACCUCACCGAAGUGAUGGAGCAGAUCAACAGCUCCUUCCCAUCCUGUAGUUCAAAUCUCCCCAGCAGGAGCGGGCAACAGGCAAUGUGAAGUACUCAUCUAGCCAACAAACAUUUCCUGACCUUCAGUAUUGCACUUUCCAGCAAAUGCCACUCCAAGCCCCAUUUAAUCAGAAGUUCCAUGGCUCCUUGAGAAGGCUGCUGAGCGCCGACCUUGUGUUCUACUGAAGGGGUGAAGCACUGACUAUCCAAAGAGAGAAGACAAUUUUGUUCUUAUGAUAAACCUGUAUUAUUAUUUUCUCCUUCCUUUUCUAUGCAACUGUAAAUUAAGGAACAGAGCAGUAUUGGGGAAUGGUAAUACAUUUUGUUACCGAUUUGUAUACUGUACACAGCAUUGGGAAAGUGUAUGGGGGCUUUCUAAUGUGAUGCUUCUUUUUAAUAACUGUGACAAAAACUUGCAUAGGAACUAGGAGAGAGUUUUACAUUCCUUUUCUAUAAUAUUAACCUUGUCAAUAACUUUAUGUAUUUCUUCAACUCUUUUACCUUGGUGGUUAUUUAUAAACUCAUCAGCCACAUGACCAAGUACAUUUCCUAUAUUUGCUUUCAUGAUUUGGCCAAUUAAUAGAUUCAUAUAGUUCAGUCAAUUAUAUUACAGGUGCAUGGAGAGGCUACAGCUCUGUGCAUACUUUUUAACUUUAUUUGACAUGAUACACUUAAAUUUUCUUAGCAAUCGCUUGGAAACCACACACACACACACAAAAAAAGUGGCUCUAACUGGCAUGUUCGUUGGUGUUUUACCUGCAUUUUAUUUCCCUGCUCUAUAUAAGUAGCUCUUGAUUUCUUUAUUUAUUUCAUCCCUCUGAGUUUAUAUGAUAGAGGAGACUUAAAGCAGGAUUAUAAUAAUCUCACAGAUCAUUUUACCAAAGGUUGCCUAUUUAGGCAUAUUUUUAUUUUGGGCACAGAAACAACACUUAGUACAACCUUUUCUAGUUCCCAUAUCUUGAUUUUCAUCAUUAAAUACACAGCAGGCCUUUACCCAAUUGUAAUGCCAGACACAUUAUCAUCUUUGGUUCCCUUUAAAGAAAAUUUUUAUUGUUGUUUAUGUAUAUUUAAGCCCUUAUAAUUCUUGGAACUUCUAGUUCUUUUCUUUUUUAAAGCAGACACAAAUUUAGUGCACAUCUCAUUUGCCCUUUUGGGUGAAUAGACAGAUUUUUAUUGUCCUUUAUGUAAUUCAUACAUUUGGGAAGAAUGUUUAUGCCACUCCUUCGGCAGAAGAAUGAAAUUGAAAGUUUGGAUGUUGGUAACCUGCCUAACUUCAAUUAGGCAUUUGGUUUAGCUUCUGAUUUAGCAUUUAAUUCACUCAGUUUAAACAUGGUAUAUAAUUACCAAAUGUAGAGAUUUUUUUUUAAGUUAAAAUGUUUUGAUUCAAGCACAUGUGCUUUUAAAACAGCAGGACAGUUGAACUCCAGAAGGAGGCUUAAAGUUAGAAAUUCUAUUCUUUGUGAAUAGGCCGGGUGGGUUGGGGGGCAAGGGUGUCUAUUUGCAGCAUAGAUAUUUUGAGAAGAAGAUUGUUUUAUAUAAGAGGAAAGCCAUGACCACCUUUCUACCUCAGACCCGUCUUUAUCCAUCUUGUCAGAAACAGCUUUACCCUGCUACAGUUUGCAAAACUUAAAGCUUUUAUCAGCCACAUUAUACCCAAGAAAAGCACCUAUUUAAAGAAAGAAAGAAAAAAAAAAAUCCCUGAACUCUGAACUACAAGUGUAGAUUUGGUGUCUUCUUUGUUCUUUGAAAAAGUUAUGUAUUAGUUUUUCCCUGCCUGUAAUUGUGUGUAACACGUCUUCUAUCUGCUAUUAAGGAAAAACUACAUAAAACACUACAUUGUAACCUUGUAAGAAAUAUUAUAUAAAAAGAAAUAUAAUGCAGUAAAAUACAAGGGGAAAUAAGUAUGUAGUUCUUUGGAAAUAUGUGGUAAAGUACUAACCAUAGACUGUCAUCUAAUGUGGUUACAUGUAUUUUUCAUCCCAAAUAAAAGUAAUUUUAACACAA